UUGAACGAGUGCAAUGACCGUGCGAUACGGAGGCGUUUGGCAACACGGUUUCGAAACCGCACCCUCCAUAGAACCAGCGGACUGUGGCUGUGGCAUUAUUUGCACGUAUUCUGUAAACGUAUAUCCGUCGUUGGCAGUGCGUGGCCGGCACGUCGCACGACGAAACCGUGCCUCAAUCCCAGCCUGAGCCGCGAGCUUGACUGCUUGGCUAGUAAAUACUUGAUUACUACUACAAACCAAACAGAUGGCAAUGAGAUGCAAGUCGCCGCGUCUGGGACUGCCAUUUAACCGCUGAAACCGAGGGCCAGCCUUUAGCCAAAAUCGUGGUUCAUAACAUUUGAACGCCGAACUGAGCUUUAUGACUCUAAUUCAUCAGCUUUGAUCAAUUACCAUCAUAUGACUACUUCAUGCCCAGCAACAGAAGAAAGGAAUGGGCCUACUAUGCUGCUUCCGAGGUAACAGAACAGACGCAAAUGAUGAACGUCACCUACAGCACCACCUGGCAGCAGAGGUGCCAAAAGAAACUGUGCCAGCCUGCGAGGACGAUGCGCAGCUGCGAUCCCAUCCGAAUAAACAUGUUAUUGCAAGAGGCGAAACUUCCUCUGGUCGCGGCGACGUGCGGGCGGCAGUUUCAAAUGCAUGCACCGGCUUAGGCGCAGUCGACUCCGAUGCUUGGUCUGCACGCGUCCGAGCGAGCCUCGAUGUCAUCGCUGCGGCCGGUCUCGGCCCCGCCAGCUUGGCGCUCUUCGGGAGUGCGCUGCCGCCGCACGCCUCUGCGCCCGGCGCGGCCGCAAACGGACCUCAGCUGCAGCUACAGCCGCACAUGUGCGCACAAGACACUGCAGGCGCUGCUGCCGCCACCGGCUGGCUGUGCCGGAGCAGCACUGGGUGCGCCGGCGGCACGGCAGUUGGUGCUGCAUCUGUUGCGGCAGCAGUAUCAGCGGCUGGCGGCGGCUGCGGCCCCUCCGCCAGCUGCUGGCUGCCGCAGCUGCACGAAGAGCUGAGUGCGCUCAUGACGGCGGUGGAGAUGGCGCAGCAGCCUCCGGAGUCGCACGUGGUGGUGGUGAGCCCGGUGGCGUGCGAGGAGGCUUUGUCAGGGCUCCUGGGGGCGGGCUCGGGCGGGGUGAUGGUCGCAGCCUCCACUGUCCCGUUCGUGCUGGUGCCCGGGGAGCAGCUUGCGCUUCCGGUGCUUGACCGCACCGGGCGUCUGGCGGCGGCGCUGCUGCUGGGUCUCGGGGACUUCCAGCCGCAUGCUGCUCCUGCUGCUGCUACCGAGGGUCUGCAGCUGACGUCACCAGACGUGGCGGAGCUUCAGCGGCUGGCGCAGUUCUUUGGUUACGGCAUGUUUGCGGACCCUGUCCACACCAAAUAUCUGUCGAAGGUUGCCUCCCACCUGUCCUCCGCCUCCGUCAGCCUCAGCCUGCACGACCUGGUGUGUGCGGUGCUGGACGCGGUGCCCGACCUGCUGGCCGCAAAGACGGGACUCACACGGCCGCACGCGCUCAUGGCAGCAACCACCGCGCCGCCGGGGCAGCCGCCGAGCCCGCCGGCGGUGGCGGCAGUGGCCGGGGCGGCGCCGGGCACCUCUCCGGCUGCCAGCAUCACUGGCGGCGGCCUGAGCCCGGCAGUCAUAUUCAUGCCGCGGGGGCGGAACGGGUCCGGCGCGGACGCAGCUGCUGCGGACCCCGCACCCGCAGGGCCGGCGGCAGGCGCUGCCGCCACCACCGGCACCCGUAGCGGGCCAGGUGUUGCUGCCGACGGCUCUGGUGUCACCUCCCAGAACGUGUUGAGCAGCAGUGGCCACCUGGGCACCGGCACGGGCGGCGCCUGCAGCUUCCCCGCGCCGCUGCAGGCCCCCGCCGUGUCCGGGAGCCACGGCGCCCCCCCGGCCGCCAGCCCCGCCCGUCAGCAGCCAGGUCAGCAGCAGGCAGGGCCGGCAGCUGGCGGCGCACCCUCUCUGCACAACUUAGGAAGCAUAUUCGGCAGCAACUACAGCACGGGCGGCAUCGGCGGCAGUUUGGAAGCGGGCGGCGGCGAGGGCGGCCACCAUAGGCUGCUGGCGGGGGGGCCGUACGCGGAGCGCCAGCCGCCGCCGCCGCCGCCGCCGCGCCCCGCCCGCAUCAAGGCGGUGCGCCUGCCGCUGAACGGCACACUGCUGCUGCAGACUAUCAGGUCCGCCCAGGUGGCGCAGACCGCAGCCACCGCAGCUGCCGGCCCCAUGCAGAACCGCACGCUGGCCGCCUCCGCCGCCCAUGCCGCCUCCGCGCCGCUGCCGCGCCCCAGCGGCCGCGUGGCUCUGGGCCUGCUGUCUAGCGCCGCGUGCGCCAGCCCCUCGCUGCACGGCGGCACACCCGCACUCAUGGACACGGGCGUUAUCAGCGGCGGCGGCGUGCACUCGCCCUCCAGCGCCGCCGGGCCGCCCGAUGUGCUGGUGGCGGUGAUCCCCGACGCCAGCGCCCACGUGCUGGACGAGCAGCAGCCGCAGCUGGACGUGCGCCUGGCCAGCAGCCUGGUGCUCACACUGGCGGGCGGCGGCGGCGGUGCAGGAGGCGGUGGCGGUGCAGGAGGCGGUGGCGGUGCAGGAGGCGGCGGCGCUGCAGGAGGCGGCGGCGCUGCAGGAGGCGGCGGCGGUGAGGGCCCCCUGCACAGCUCCACCGCCAGCCUGACGCAGCUGGGCGGCGCCGGCGGCUCUGCCCUGGCGUCCAUUACAAGCGUGCCCACCUCCCACGCCGGUACUGUGCUGCUGUGCCUGGAGUCGUUGUCCGCCGCCGCAGCUGCGGCCGGCGCCUUCAAUCCAGCGCUAGCAGCAGGAGCCGCGAUGGUCGCUACAGCCGCCGAAAGGGGUGCCACCGGCAACUUCAGCCGGCCCAGCCACAGCAGCACGGGUGGACCGAGCUGCCUGGGCCUCACGCCCGCUCCCUCCUACGUGCCCGGCACCAUCCCCACCGCCGCAGCCGCAGCCGCCACAGCCACCGUUGGCCCCGCCGCCAACCCCUCGCCCUGGCGCAACCGCGGCUCUGGCAACUACGCCGCCGCCGCCUCCUCGACCGUAGGCGGCAGCCACGCCGGCCCCGCUUCCAUGGGUAGCAUGAGCACCAACCUGGCCUCAAGCACCGUCCGCCACAGCGCCGGCAGCCGCCUGGGGCUGGGCAGCUGCGCCGGCGGCCCGCUCAGCCACUCCUAUUGGCCUCACAUGACCGCGCCCGGUGUCGGCGGUGCAGGCUGGAGCCACGGCGGCGGCGGCGCAGACCGCGACUCGGCGUCCAGCGGGGCCUACACACACGGCGGUGCAGCAAGCGCGGUAGGAGGAGCAGGCGCGCUCAGCUGUCAAGCCGUCGGUGCGGGCGUGGCGGCGGCGGAGCUGGCGGCCUUAGGUGCCUCCAACGCGGCUGCGUCCGCGCAACACCAGCAUGCGGCAACUGGUGCGCUGGUGAGCGCCCAUGCGGCCGGGGUGGCGGCGGUGGCGCUUGGCGCCGCAGCCCGGGCGCGAGCCUCUCUGUGCCCCGGCCCCGGUCAGCUGGGCGUGUACGUGGUGUUUGCGGAGGUGCUGCCGCGCGGGCUGCUGGAGCUGGCGGCCAGGGAGCUGGCGGCAGUCAUGCCGGUCAUCUUCAGCACCUUCCGGGAGUCCCUUGCCGCAUCCGCAUCCGCCGCUGUCAAUGCCGCCGCUGCGGCCGCAAUCGCCGCAUCGACGAUUGAUGCGACGGGUAGCAGAGCAGCAGGCGGCGCACUGGACGCAGGCGCGGCGAGCUCCACUGCCUCGGAGUGGACAGCCCUCUCGACACAGCUGACUGGGCGCGCACCCGGCGGUGGACUAGGCGGCAACACCACCGCAUCUGCGCUGGUCUCCACAGGUUGCGGCGGUGGGGUUGCCGGGCUGCUCGGUGCCACCGGGCACCUUCUGCACAACGGCGGUGCCGCGGCGUGGCUGGACGCCGCAACACUGGCUGGUGGCGGCAGUGUUGGCAGCGGCGGCUAUGUGCCCCCGCCCUCGGCCCCACUGCCCAGCCCGCUUGUAGGUGGUGGUGGCGGUGCUGGUGGUGGCAACACGUUACUGUCAACUGUGUCAGAGCACACCGUGGCCGCACACGGCCCCGCAGCGGCUGCCGCAGACGCCGCAGUGCUGACCGCAGCCAGCCGGCCCGGCGGCGCCCGGCUGAGCGGGACGGGCGGCCCGGGCGCGGCGGCGGCGGCCUCCAUGCCCCUGCCACGCCGCACCAGCACCGACCGCAUGAGCAGCGGCGGCAGCGGCAGUGCUGGUGCACUGCCGCCGCCUCUGCGGGGCCAUUCGGCGCUGGAGUCCAUUCAGAAACGCCUGGGCGCCGCCUUCGGAGCCGGCCCCACAGGCGGCGGCGGAGGCAGCCAACCGCCCAUGCCGCGCCUGGCGUCCAGCAGCAGUGUGCAGCACCCGCCGGUGCCCGGCGCUCCCCUUCCUCAAGAUUUGAUGCUGCCGCCCCACAGCACCGCUGCAGCCGGGGGCCAGCAACGCGGUUUCCCACGGCUGCUGGCAGGGCCACCGCCCGCGCCCUCAACCCCCUACGCCCACCCCUCCCUCCCUGCCAUACCAGCCGACCAAGAGGCGCGGCCGUACGCCAUGACCUUCGCCACGCCUGCACCUACUUACGCCACCGGCCAGCCGCCGCCCUACCUGGCUCCCCACCUCGCCGCGGCCCCCCACCUGCACGGCCCCCACACCGGCAUGCGCAUGGGCCCGCGCCGCAGCGCCACUGUGGGCCCCGCCGCCAUGCGCGAGCUGCACUCCAGCUCCGGAGCCGUGCAGGCCCCCCAGGGGCCCAGCUCAGCUGCCGGCCCCGGGGCCGCCAGCAGCACCUGCCACCUGCUGGCCGCCGCGGCCGCCGCCGGCCCCACGUCCGCGGCCUCUGGCGCCUACCGCUGGUCUGUCAGCAGCGCCCUGGCGCCCAUGUCGCCCCGCAGCGGCACCCUGGGCUCCACCACGGGCACGGCGCUGGCCUCGGGUCCGGCGCUGUUCCUGGAGGACGCUGCCGCCGCCAGCGUGGGCGGCAUGGCGCCGCCGCCCACUGAGGCUCUGCUGGCGGCCAUGCGGCGGCGGCUGUCCACCGCCCUCAACUCGCACGAGGAGGGACAGCAGGCAAAGGCGGCUGUGAGUCAGGACAUUGCAGCGGUGGAGCUGCUGGAAAUGCUGGGCCACGGCGGCCAGGGUGUGGUGUUCCGCGGCACGCUGCACGGACUGGAGGUGGCGGUCAAGGUGCUGGAGCAGCAGAAGCCGCCCGCAGCGUCACCCGCGCCGGGGCGGCAGCAGCAGCAGCAGAUCGGCGACGGCACAGCGCAGGGGGCGGAGCAGCCGGUUGCGCAAGCGGGCGAAGGCGGGGGCCCCUGCACGGGUGGCGGGGCGGAGGACGCUAUGAAGGAUGAGGCGGAGCAGGAGCAGCACGAUGCGUUCGUGCGCAUGUUCAAGCGGAGCGCUUUGGAGCUCGCGGUUGCGGGUGUGGUCAGCCACCCGAACAUCGUGCAGGUGUAUGCGGUGUUCAGUGACGUGUCGGUGGUGCGGCUGAAGCAGGCGGAGGGACAGCCCGCGCAGCUGAGGCUGUGCGCGGCGGAAGACCUGCGGGCAGCGGGCAUCGCUCCAGACCCGCUCAACCAGGUCCUGUGUCUGGAGUACUGCGACUCGGGCUCGCUGCUAGAUCAGGUGCGCUCCGGCGCGUUCCGGCAGCCGUGCGCCUCCAGCGCCGAGCAGGGAGCCAUGUGGCCGGCGCUGGUGCCCCUGUACACGAGCCUGCUGGAGGUGGCGCUGGCGCUGCGGCACAUGCACUCCAAGCGGCUGGUGCACUGCGACGUCAAGGCCGCCAACGUGCUGCUCAAGAGCUCGGCAAGGGACCCCCGCGGCUGGAGCUGCAAGCUGAGCGACUUUGGAUGCGUGCGUAUCCUGAAUGAGGAGGGGCCGGACGGGCAGCCCGGCUUCCGCAUGGCACACCCGCACGGCACAGUCGCUUUCCUGCCGCCAGAGGUCUUCAAGGGCCCGCGUGUGCUAUUGGGCACCUCCCUCGACAUCUACGCCUUCGGCAUUCUGAUGUGGGAGCUGCUCAUGGCGCGCACGCCGCACAGGGGCCUGGACCGCAAGGACAUUCCGAGGCAGGUGCUCCACGCCGGGCUGCGGCCCGCCUUCCACCCGCUGGCGCCCGAGCCGUACAGGCAGCUGGCGGCGCGGUGCUGGUCCGCCAACCCGCGCGUUCGGCCCACUGCGCUGGCGCUGGUGGCGGAGCUGCAGCAGCUGCUGGCAGACGCGCAGGCGGCGGCGGCAGAGGGGCUACAGCUGCGGUGAUUCAUACAUGGCAAGGAGGGUUCGUGCCAGUGGGCGUCGGUGGGGGCGGAGCGUCGGGCAGGAGCCGGCGUGGGGGCGCGUGGAGGUCACUUGGGGACACGUACGCCAAACAGGGGAUCUGAAGAAAUCAACCGCUGCGGGGAUUCCAGAAAUUUCAUAAUGGACGCGAAGUAAUGUCCGGGUCUAUCAAUCAAGCAAUGAGCAUACCCCCCGCGAAGCACGAAAGCAAUCGGACAGGCAUGGGUGGAUGUGAGCAAUGGGUCGGAGUGUUGGAUUCAGGACGGGUCCGUGCCAUGAGCUGCGCCUGCCGCUGUUACGGGUACUUGAGGCUGCAGGUCAAGGUGCGACGACGUAGAUGAAUGGAGCAACAGGGCCUCAAAGUGAUUGUUGGCACUUUCGCGAUGCCAGUCCGUAUCCUUGUGAUGCAUUGCAAACGAAUGUGUUCGAGUGUGAGAGGUUAUUGAUGUUGCCAGGGUGCUUCAAGCAUGCAUGCAUGAAGAAGCGCAUGUAUGGAGAGGUCAAACUUAAAUGGGUGUGCGCGUGCACCUGAUAUGGAUGGAGCCGUGAACAUGCGCCGCGCCCACACACGCACGGGGCUCUGUAUUGGCCAAGGGCUGCGGCCACCGCACCCAUGCGGUUGGUCUGGUUCUUUUUGCAUGAUGAGGUAUUCAGACCCCCGUGCACCAAGGCCUCGGUGGUGCCACGUCAUUUCCGAUGUUGAGGUUCAACCGCAUAGGAAUUCCAUGCUUCUUUUGCUGGCGGAUGUAUGUGUGGCAGACGUCACUACCGGUCGUGUGCCGAGCACAGGCGUUCUUGCUACCGCGCAUUACUAUGCUGCAUCCUUAUCAACUUUCGCAUAAAGGCACAUUACGUGAUGGACAAACGCCCAAGCACGCAAACGCGCUUCGGGUGCGUCUUGGAUGCUGGGUACGUAUAAACUUCCGUGAUAUCCGCUGGUUACUGCUGAAGGAGUCUUCGGGGUCUCUUUUUGUGAGUUCAAGCAAAGUGUGCUGGACUGCAUUGCUCUGUUGUGGUAGCAGGGUGAGCCAAUGCCUUACAAAGCUAUACAUGUAGAUGGCGGCUGCGGAUGGCUUUGGAACCCCGCCAUGGCGAGGGAAUAGGGUCAUGGCAGCUGGUGAGUGGUCCCCGUCACCUCCUUGCCGGCUGCUGGGGGCCACCGCCAUGGACCCAUGGUGCACAGCAGUCACGGCUCGCGCUCGUGCACCAGCAGUAUCAUCCAGGCGGCCCCUGACGCAGCAGCCAAGUUGAUCGGGCUUCUGUAGUGCUGUGUGUCGUGUUGGCGUACGUAGCGCUGUGAGCCGUUCCACGGACACCCCACACGCAAAGACUGGGACUGUGAUAUGUUACUUGAGGACUCAUGCAUCCUUAUUGGCCUUACUUCAGUGGCAUGUGUCGCUGCCACACCGCCUUUGUUUCGAUGCUGUCGGCACACCUGGGCAAGGCCUCACUGUGAUGACGCUUGCGUAUAUAUUAUUCGGGGUGGAUAAGCGGAGUGAAAUUGUAGCUGGUAGGGGAGGCAUGAACUUCACAACGUACCCUUGUCAAUUUAGCGGCCGCCAAACCGCACCUCCUCAUCACGACCCGAUACACUCCCACGCGCUGCACCUAGCGUCCCUAGCACACACGCGCACAAAACCCGCCGCCAUUGCUGCCGGCGUCCUAUGAUUUGAGGGGCUCAGCCCCUUUUCCCGUGACCGGGGAACACUUGUCAAUUAAGCGCAUAGCAGCGCCCGAACCUCACUACUGUUUCAGAUGCAUGCGUGCCAGUGUACGCUUGUACCGUGCAUGUGAGUAGAAGAAGUUGCGGUUGCCGGCACCACAUGGGAGCUGGCAUGUCUGGAUUAACCACUCCGGGUCCUUCAUACGUGGUGAGACUGCCAAGGCGCGAUUGGUGUGUCGAGCUGGGGCCUAGGACGAGGUGUGCGAGUCUCGCCCUCACCUGUAGAGGGUUGCCAUGUGCGCGGGACCGGGUGGCGCGCAACUACGGGUAUCGUAGCAGAGGCGGGUAAGGAGCUGUGGAUGGGAGCACUGGCUGCUGUGGUCGCCUGUUGGGAGGGCCAUGGUUGCACACAGGGUCCACGUUGGCAUCGAAGUGGGGGGAGGGCAAGUCGGUGGCAGCAGGCCUGAUACAGUGCUCGUAUCUUCCAUCUACACUGUAGAAAUCUGCCCAAAAUCCGCCGAAGGCGGAGAAAAAUUGAUGGGUUUGGGUGCCACGCAUCUACGCAGUGUAGACGGUUUUGGCCGGUUUUGGCGCAAAAAUGGGGGAAGCGUAGACGUUUUGGGGGGCUUGGGGGCUUAAGUGUAGAUGCCGCGGUCAGGGUCAUCUACGCAUGUGUAGAUGCCGGGUGCCUGAGGGCAUCUACAAGAUACGAGCAUCUACAAGAUACGAGCCCUGAUACUAGCGAGGCGGAUUGUAAAAGCAACGUCCU
Chlamydomonas reinhardtii is the source of this 8748-nucleotide messenger RNA. RefSeq lists its product as uncharacterized. Lineage: Eukaryota; Viridiplantae; Chlorophyta; Chlorophyceae; Chlamydomonadales; Chlamydomonadaceae. Gene Ontology annotation, molecular function: protein tyrosine kinase activity; ATP binding. Gene Ontology annotation, biological process: protein phosphorylation. The transcript has 20 exons. Bases 431 to 6298 code for a protein of 1955 amino acids. The record is from RefSeq and is a predicted model, not a curated record.